AUGGCUAGCGAUCCUAAUGCGGCACUUAACAAAGGAAUUGAAACAGUGGUACGCGCGACAGACGAGGAUAAAAAGAAGAAUUAUGAAGAAGCAUUACGGCUGUAUCAAAUAGGCUGUGAUUACAUGCUACACGCCUUAAAAUGUAACGGAUGUCAUAACGAUAAAUCUAAGGAGAGCAUUAAGAAGAAGGUUAUGCAAUAUUUGGAUCGUGCGGAAAAGAUUAAACAAUAUCUUGAAUCAUCGCCGGCCACCGAGGAAGCCGCCACGGAGGGUACAGCGGAAAAAAAGCGCACGAAAGACGAUAAGGACGAAGAUACCGAAAAGACUAAGUUCCAGAAUCAACUUAGUGAUGCCAUUGUCAUGGAGAAACCCAACGUUCGAUGGGAUGAUGUUGCUGGCCUUGAGGCAGCCAAGGAAGCGUUGAAGGAAGCCGUUAUUCUGCCCAUUAGAUUCCCUCAUUUAUUCACUGGAAAACGAACGCCAUGGCAAGGCAUUCUGUUAUAUGGCCCACCUGGCACCGGUAAAUCCUAUCUUGCAAAGGCGGUUGCAACGGAAGCAAAUAAGUCCACAUUCUUCUCAAUAUCCAGCUCGGAUUUGGUGAGUAAAUGGCUGGGAGAAUCCGAAAAGUUGGUAAAGAACCUGUUUGAGUUGGCUCGCGAACACCGACCUAGUAUUGUCUUCAUUGACGAAGUAGACUCCCUCUGCGGCUCUCGGAAUGAACACGAAUCUGAGUCAGCGCGUCGAAUAAAAACAGAAUUCCUAGUCCAAAUGCAGGGUGUUGGGACCAAUAACAAAGACGUACUUGUGCUGGGUGCUACGAAUAUUCCUUGGUGUCUUGAUUCCGCUAUCCGUCGACGUUUUGAGAAGCGAAUAUACAUUCCUCUUCCAGAAGCGCCUGCUCGCUCCAAAAUGUUCCGGAUUCAUCUGGGCACUACACCCCACGAGUUAACGGAUUCUGACUUCAAGCAGUUGGGCACAAUAACCAAUGGUUAUUCUGGUGCAGACAUUGCUAUAUGUGUUCGAGAAGCCCUUAUGUCACCUAUUCGUAAGGUUCAGACUGCCACUCACUUUAAAAAGGUCAGUGGACCAUCUCCUUCUGAUAAGUCUGUGAUCGUUCACGACCUUUGGAGCCCCUGUUCGCCCGGCGAUGCAGGAGCCGUGGAGAUGGAUUGGACGCAGGUCCCAGGAGACAAGCUCCUUGAACCCGUUGUUUCCAUGGACGACAUGGUUCAGGCAGUGCGUCGUUCGAAACCAACGGUCAAUGAAGCGGACCUUGAAAAGCAGCGCGAAUUUACCCGUGACUUUGGUCAGGAGGGUUAA
Messenger RNA from Mesocestoides corti, 1320 nucleotides. Lineage: Eukaryota; Metazoa; Platyhelminthes; Cestoda; Cyclophyllidea; Mesocestoididae. The record is from the annotation of a GenBank genome assembly.